Messenger RNA from Tinamus guttatus (white-throated tinamou), 1440 nucleotides. NCBI's taxonomy places the organism in Eukaryota, Metazoa, Chordata, Aves, Tinamiformes, Tinamidae. The record is from RefSeq and is a predicted model, not a curated record.
AUGGGGACCUUGGGAGAUCCUCCCCACCUGGAGCAGCGAGCUCGGAUCCAACCCUCCUCCUUUCUCCCCUAUGCAGACAAGGACCCUCUGGCUCAACGGAAGGUCUCCACCUUGACGAUAAACUUCGGACCGCAGCACCCGGCCGCCCACGGGGUCCUGCGGCUCGUCAUGGAGCUGAGCGGGGAGAGCGUGAAGAAGUGCGACCCGCACAUCGGCCUGCUGCACCGGGGCACCGAGAAGCUCAUCGAGUACAAGACCUACCUGCAGGCCUUGCCCUAUUUUGACCGUCUCGACUACGUGUCCAUGAUGUGCAACGAACAAGCCUACUCCUUGGCCGUGGAGAAGCUGCUCAACAUCCGUCCCCCUCUGAGGGCUCAGUGGAUCCGAGUCCUCUUUGCAGAGAUCACCCGGCUCCUCAAUCACAUUAUGGCUGUCACCACGCACGCGCUGGACAUCGGGGCCAUGACCCCCUUCUUCUGGAUGUUUGAGGAGAGAGAAAAGAUGUUCGAGUUCUACGAGCGGGUCUCCGGGGCUCGGAUGCACGCCGCCUACAUCCGACCCGGAGGGGUGCACCAGGACCUGCCCCUGGGGCUGAUGGACGACAUCUAUGAGUUCGUGAAGAACUUCUCCAUGCGGGUAGACGAGGUGGAAGAGAUGCUCACGAACAACCGCAUCUGGAAGAACCGCACGGUUGACAUCGGGGUCAUCACGGCGGAGGAGGCCCUCAACUACGGGUUCAGCGGGGUGAUGCUGCGAGGUUCGGGCAUCCACUGGGACCUGCGCAAAACGCAGCCCUACGACGUGUACGACCAGGUGGAGUUCGACGUCCCCAUCGGCUCGCGGGGCGACUGCUACGACAGGUACCUGUGCCGCGUCGAGGAGAUGCGCCAGUCCCUCCGCAUCAUCCUGCAGUGCCUCAACAAGAUGCCCGAGGGGGAGAUCAAAGUGGACGACGCCAAAAUCUCCCCCCCGAAGCGGGCGGAGAUGAAGUCCUCCAUGGAGUCCCUGAUCCAUCACUUCAAGCUCUACACCGAGGGCUACCAGGUGCCCCCCGGUGCCACCUACACGGCCAUCGAAGCCCCCAAGGGUGAAUUCGGGGUCUACCUGGUCUCGGAGGGCAGCAGCCGCCCCUACCGCUGCAAGAUCAAGGCGCCCGGCUUUGCUCUCCUUAGGCUGGGCUGGAUAGGAUGUCACAGGGCCACAUGCUGGCAGACGUCGUGGCCAUCAUCGGAACGCAGGACAUCGUCUUUGGAGAAGUGGACCGGUGAGACGGUGGCCUGUGCCGCGCGCUGCCCCGCGUGCCGGGACUGCUGCUCCUCUGCGUUGCCCUCCGAGUUCUUCAACCGAAGUCAAAUAAAGACAAAACUGCCCUGCCUGUUGCUCAGCUUGGAGCUGGGAAACCAGCCUGCAGCGCCGGGUGAGUUCCCUAACGCGACGUGA